ACUUGAUCCGCGAUCCAGGAAUUUGUUUCGAAGAAGCUCGAAGCAAGAAAACAAAGAGAAAACAAGCGGACAGCUAGAGUUCACUGGCACGGAACUUUGGAAGAACUCUUUCAGAUUGAUCAAGGCACAAAAGUCACAGAUUUGCGUGUGUGGAGGGUGAUCUUCCACGUCGGAAUACGAUCCGGCAACGCGGGCCACUUGUUCUCUCGCGAAUCUCGAAGAGCAAAGUGAAUAUGCUGCGAGGCCCUCAGGUGAUGAAGAUCUUUGGAGCCAGCUAUGGCUCUUCUCGCUUCAACUCCAGGAACUGGAGCGAUAGCCACAGCUGCUGCUACAAGUUUGGGGGCUCCAAAAUCUUCGCUGGGAGUACCGAGAUCGAGCUGCUCGUCCAGAUCUCUCGGGCUAAAAACUCUGGUGGCAGCAAUGCAACAGGGAUCCGGCUCUACCACUGUUGUGACGAGCGGCCAAUCUUCCUCGAGUGGUGUUACAGAGGUGGACAAGGAUAGCUUCUGGCCGCUCGUUGAUGGAGCUGGAGACAAGGUCGUGGUGCUCGACAUGUACACCCAAUGGUGUGGCCCUUGCAAAAUGAUGUUUCCAAAGAUCGUGGAGCUCUCUUCCAGAUACUCGGACGUGAUGUUUCUCAAGCUGGAUUGCAACCAAGAGAAUAAGCCCCUUGCCAAAGAGCUCGGCAUACGAGUUGUGCCCACGUUCAAGAUACUCAAGCACAAAAAGAUCGUGGCAGAGAUCGCCGGUGCCAAAUUCGAUGAUCUCGUUCGAACCAUCGACACUGUACGGACGGGCUGAGCUGAUCACGCGGGCAAGGAAAAAAGAUCACGGGCCGUACGGGUGUCGCUGUAAAUUAAAUAUGAUUCAUUAGUGCCAAAGACGCGCAAAUGUAUUUGGACCAAUUUUGUGGCGUCGUGGAUGGUUAUUUGGUGGCACAUGGUACCCAACAUUCUUAACAUGGGAUAUUCCGG
Molecule: messenger RNA, 974 nt
Organism: Selaginella moellendorffii
Lineage: Eukaryota; Viridiplantae; Streptophyta; Lycopodiopsida; Selaginellales; Selaginellaceae
Product: thioredoxin F2, chloroplastic
Exons: 5
Coding region: 277-801 (174 amino acids)
Source: RefSeq, a predicted model, not a curated record